AUAGUACUGUUGACGGGACGACGACUAUCACCGACAUUUUGUGUCGUAUUACUAGCGUUUCUUUUUUGUUUGAACAGCUUGAACUGUGUUUAAAAGAACAUUUUACAUUCGUUAUUAAAAUAAAUAACUGUUAUAGUCCGUUGUUAUUAAACGGAUUAUUGGUCUCGGAGGAAAGGUUUGAUUGUUUCGAAUUUUAUCGAAGUCUAUCAAUAUGGUGAAAGCACGAAAGUACGUUGUAAAGAGAAACUUCCAAGGAGUCCCUAAGCGUGAUGAUUUCGAAAUAGUAGAAUAUGAAUUACCACCCAUAAAGGAUGGAGAAGUUAUCGUCAAAACGGAGUGGAUUAGCGUAGAUCCCUACCUACGAUCUUUUAAUUCAAUGUACAACCCACCUUUUGAUCAGUUUUCUUUUCAAAUUGGCGAAGUUAUAGAAAGCAAAAAUUCCGAAUACCCAGUUGGAAUAAAAGUAGUAUCCCAUAUAGGUUGGUGUGAUCACGGCAUAGUAAAGAUGUUUGAUGACCCCUUAAGAAGACCAUACAAAUUACCUGAUCUAAAAAAAUUACCUACGUCUUAUGGAAUUGGAGCCGUUGGAAUGCCUGGAGCAACUGCUUAUUUUGGAUUCUUAGAAGUUUGUAAACCGAAAUCAGGCGAGACUGUAGUUGUAACUGGUGCUGCUGGUGCUGUGGGAUCAAUCGUUGGACAGAUUGCUAAAAUUAAGGGAUGUAGAGUUAUCGGCUUCGCAGGCACCGAUGCAAAAGUUAAAUGGUUAGAAAACGAACUUGGCUUUGACAAAGCUUUCAAUUACAAAACCGUGGAUAUUACGAAAGCUUUAGAAGAGGCUGCUCCGAAAGGUGUUGACUGCUAUUUCGAUAAUGUCGGCGGGGAAGUUAGUAGCAGGAUCAUUAAGCAAAUGAAUACAUUUGGGAGAGUGGCGUGUUGCGGAAGCAUCAGUACAUACAACGAUGAUCCGGAUAAAAUGUCUAAAGCUACUGUUCUGCAACAGUAUUUGGUUAUGAAUCAGAUUAGAGUUGAGGGUUUUAUUGUUUCGAGGUGGGCAAAUGAAUGGCCUAAAGCGUUUGAUCAAAUUAUAAAAUGGAUUGAAACUGGGCAACUAAAAGUCAGAGAGCACAUCACUGAAGGUUUUGAUAAAUUGUAUGAUGCAUUCGUGGGUGUGUUGGCGGGAGAAAAUAUUGGUAAGGCUGUAGUCAAGGUUAAUUAGUAACGUAAUAGAUAUAUGUGGACUUCUGAGUUUGAAAUAAACUUAUACCUA
Messenger RNA from Parnassius mnemosyne (clouded apollo), 1267 nucleotides. NCBI's taxonomy places the organism in Eukaryota, Metazoa, Arthropoda, Insecta, Lepidoptera, Papilionidae. The record is from the annotation of a GenBank genome assembly.